AUGGUUGUAGCUAUUGGAUUUGAGGGUUCAGCCAACAAGCUUGGUGUUGGCAUCAUUCGACAUGAAGGCGAUCAAGUCGACAUCUUGGCCAAUGUGCGAGAUACAUACAUUACACCACCAGGACAAGGGUUCUUGCCUCGCGAUACAGCACAGCACCACCGCGAUUGUAUUUUACGAGUGACAAAGGAAGCAUUGAAAGAAGCCAACCUCAAACCCCAAGAUAUCGAUGUGAUCUGUUAUACCAAGGGACCAGGCAUGGGAGCACCCUUAGUGAGCGUGGCACUUGUUGCUCGCACUCUCUCUUUGCUGUGGAACAAACCUAUUGUGGGUGUCAAUCACUGUGUUGGACACAUUGAGAUGGGACGAGAGGUGACCAAAGCAGACAACCCAGUUGUGCUCUAUGUGAGUGGAGGCAACACACAAGUCAUUGCUUAUUCGCAACAACGCUACCGUAUUUUUGGAGAGACAUUGGAUAUCGCUAUUGGCAACUGUCUUGAUCGGUUCGCUCGUAUACUCAACCUAUCAAACGCACCAAGUCCUGGAUACAACAUUGAGCAGUACGCAAAGAGAGGAAAGAAGUUUAUUCAGCUACCUUACGCCGUCAAGGGCAUGGAUGUGUCAUUUUCUGGCAUUUUAUCACACAUUGAAAAGAUGGCAAAAUCAGAGCUUCCAAAAGGACAAGUGACGCCAGAGGAUUUGUGCUUUUCGCUCCAGGAGACACUGUUUGCCAUGUUAGUGGAGAUUACAGAAAGAGCCAUGGCACACGUUGAGUCAAACCAGGUGCUGCUGGUCGGUGGUGUUGGAUGCAAUAUUCGACUGCAGGAGAUGAUGGGCGAAAUGGCAGCACAGAGAAAUGCCACUGUAUGCGCAACAGACGACAGAUUUUGCAUUGACAACGGCAUCAUGAUUGCACAUGCUGGUCUGCUGGCUUACAAGACUGGCUUUACCACGCCCUUGGAAGAAAGCACAAUUACACAACGCUUCAGAACAGAUGAGGUUCACAUUGCUUGGAGGGACUGA
Messenger RNA from Mucor velutinosus, 1020 nucleotides. RefSeq lists its product as uncharacterized. Gene Ontology annotation, biological process: tRNA threonylcarbamoyladenosine modification. NCBI's taxonomy places the organism in Eukaryota, Fungi, Mucoromycota, Mucoromycetes, Mucorales, Mucoraceae. Gene Ontology annotation, cellular component: EKC/KEOPS complex; cytoplasm. The record is from RefSeq and is a predicted model, not a curated record. Bases 1 to 1020 code for a protein of 339 amino acids. The transcript has a single exon.